This is a messenger RNA of Thelazia callipaeda (thelaziosis nematode), 1296 nucleotides long. Lineage: Eukaryota; Metazoa; Nematoda; Chromadorea; Rhabditida; Thelaziidae. The record is from the annotation of a GenBank genome assembly.
AUGUCAUCCAACGAUGAAUGCAAUGUUAUUAAGGAGGCAGUUUCUUCUUCAGAUAGCAAUAGCAGUAAUAGCUUUGCAAUCACAAUUUUGUCGGUUACCGGUCAGAAAUGGAAGCAGAAUAUUACGUUAUUAGAAACCAUUGAUACUUUAAAGGGAAGAAUUUGGCGUCGAACAGGUCUUUUCCCUUACCAUCAGGGUCUAAUUUUUAACAACUUAUCGCUAUCAGAAAUGUGUGGAGAUACUUUGCUUAGUGAAUUUGGUGUCCAACAUAAUUCACUUAUACGUUUAGCCAUUGUAACACGAUCUGGGCCACUAGCAGUUCCAAUCUCUCAAAAACUUUCAGCCGUUUCUUGUGGCAGUGAAGCAAUACAGCUAAUUUUUCUUACAAGCUUUUAUACCACUAUAAUAAGUACGGGAGAUUGGAAAAGAUUACGUAUGUUCGAUGAGCAAAAUUUGGAUGAAAAUCGGCGAACCCUGUUUAGAAUGUGUGAGCUGCGAAGGCAGAUAAAACACAGUGGUCUAGCAAGGCCAGUUGGAUAUGAAAGACAGGGGUUUUCAGCUCCAGAAGAUACGAGCGCGAAGGAAAGUUCAGCUGGUGAUACAGAAUGCGAGGAAGAUAAAAACUGUUCUUGCAGUAACAUUAGCUCUUUUUUUAAGAGUCCAGAAACUACAUCGUUAUCCGUAUCGAAAUUUGGAAAUAAAAAAACUCGUUCAAAUCCUGUUAAAGAAGUAGAAAUAAAUGGAUGUGGUGAAGAAUCUCUUAAAAUUUCUACUCGCGAACAGCUACUCAUGAUGAUGCAUUCUCGCCCUCUUUCUCCUUCUACAGAUGUGAAUACUCAAUCGGAUGGUGGUUCUGAGUUCUCGUCAGGAAUGAUAGUUUGUGAUCUCAGUAACGAAUUCAGAAGAUUGCGUGUUCGUCGUAAGCACCAUGGUGUGAGUAAUGGAUCUACAGCAGUUCAACGCACUCGAGCUAGAAGCAAGCCAGGAGCUAAUUUUUCUUUAUGUCCUCACCGACAAAAAGGCUCAGAUCUGACUUCGAGUGAUGAUGAGCGUCCAUAUCGACGUGCAGCUGAACCGAUGUCUUGUUCAGCUUACCGGCGGUCUACUGUUUCACGUACACAGAAAGUUCUUGUUGGGUAUCAAUCACACCAGCGAUGUUCUGCAUGUGCUAUCAAGCUGAAUAAUUUUUCAGUUGCAUUUCAGUGCAGAUGCGGCAAAACACUGUGCGCUAGACAUCGUUCGGCUGAAAUGCAUACUUGUACUCGUAUUCGUAAGUUGCAAGAUGCUAGUGACUAA